Rhipicephalus microplus (southern cattle tick) is the source of this 867-nucleotide messenger RNA. RefSeq lists its product as uncharacterized. The record is from RefSeq and is a predicted model, not a curated record. Lineage: Eukaryota; Metazoa; Arthropoda; Arachnida; Ixodida; Ixodidae.
AUGGGUGUGCUCAAGGACUACGAGUACGAAAUAAAACUCAAGCCCGGCGCCGUGGGUGUCGUCGUACCAGCUCGAAGGGUGCCCGUGGCCCUGGAGGACAAGACUAGAGCGGAACACAACCUCCGACUUAACCCCAAGAAGAGUGCGUCGCUGCAGCCGGAGGUCCGGCAUCUGGGACACAUACUCACUACAGAAGGCCUACGCCUUGAUCCGGAGAGGGUACAAGACAUACUUGGAAUACCGGAACCGAAGAACAAGAAAGAACUGCAGCCGCGGGAAUAUGCGCUAACAGUUGGCCUGACAAGAAGCACGAGGUUCCAGAAGCCAUCCGCCCAUACUGGUCUUAUCAGGAGGAGAUACACGCACAAGACGGCCUUCUAUUUCGCAGCAACAAGAUCUGUUUGGAAAUCCCCUGUGCAGAGACUGAUGGGAAGACAGACGAGAACCCUGCUGCCCGUACCCUCAAGCCACCUGGUGCCCGAAACUGUGCCCAACCGAGCCGUCCAUAACCGUCUCCAGGAAAUCCGCCAACGCCAGAGGAUCUACCACAAUCGCCGAUCCAGGCACCUGCCACCUCUAUCACCUGGCCAGAGGGUGACUACAUACGAUACCCAUGAAAAGACUUGGACACCUGCGGUCGUUCUAAGGCCAGCUGAGACGCCGCGCUCCGUGGUGGUGAAGACGGAAGAGGGCCAGGAAAUUAGACGCACGCGCGAGCAUCUGCGAGACGCACCUACAUAUCUCGAAGAAAGACCUCGUGACGGAUCCGAACUACUUGACGACGCCCAGCCCGCUCAAGAGUUGCGGAGAAGCACAAGGCCACGCCGGGAGCCCUGCCGCUACCCACAACCAGAAAGACCAGUGUAA